AUUCUCACUUUGCAUGAAAUUAACUUGCUAUGUAUCUGCCACACUAGCCUUCAACUUUUGAUUCCUCUUAGGCCAACAACUCACCAAGCCCCACCUCCUAUAAAUUGCCCUUUUUCCACCAUCAAUCUUAUUCUCACCCUAAUCAAAAACAAACAAUAACUUCCCCCUGCCUCUCAUUAUAUAUACCCUUUUGUGUAAAAACUUGUUUCAACUUGACUAAAAUUUUGUUACCUAUAGUAAUAUCUAGACAUAUAUACAUAUAUAUGAAACGCAGGACCAUCUCUGAGGAAAGAUUUUAAGCUGGGAAUCAAGCAGCAGAAACGGUCCCCAAUUUGGAUAACAACCACCUUACAAAUCCCGAAACAAAAUUUCACCCUUUCAUUUUCCUUAUCUCUCAAAAGAUAAAAAGCGAUUCUCCAAUUUUCUCCCUGUUGUUCCGUGUCCUUUACAACACCGAAUCCUCAGAAGAACACUCUAGAGUACACACACACACACCAACAAAGAAAACCUCACACCCCAUCAAAUUUUUAGCACAAAGCCUCAAACUUUCCACAAAAUCAAAGAGACCCAGAAGAGAAAUGGAAGCAUUGACCAUGCAACGGCGUUUUCUGGAGACGGAGCUGAGCAUGCCGCCGUCGUACGGCAACGGCACGCGCGCAUCGUUCAUCAGCGACGCCAACUUCGACACGAACAUGGUGAUAAUCCUGGCGGCGCUGCUGUGCGCGUUGGUGUGCGCGCUGGGGCUGAACUCGAUCGCGCGGUGCGCGGUGCGGUGCGGACGGCGGUUAGGCCACGAGACGGCGGAGCAGGCGGCGGCGCGGCUCGCGGGGACGGGGCUGAAGCGGCGCGAGCUCAGCCGGAUACCGGUGACGGUGUACGGCGGCGGAGGAGAAGAGAUUCCGGUGACGGAGUGCCCCAUAUGCCUCGGGGAGUUCGAGAAGGGUGACAGGGUGCGAGUGCUGCCAAAGUGCAACCACGGCUUCCACGUGAAGUGCAUUGACAAGUGGCUCUCCUCGCACUCUUCCUGCCCCAACUGCCGCCACUCCCUCCUCGAGAAACCCGCCUCCGCGCCGGAGGGUGGCCGCGGCGGCGGCGGCGACGUCGUGGUGGUGGUCGAGCAGGCGAGUUAAAUGAGGGUGGAUGGUCCGGGACAAGUUUUGGUGGGAAAUUUAAUGUUAGUUGUUAGAGUAGUUAUUAAUUAGUUGGUUGUUAAUAAAUUUCAACUAGUGAGUAGCGACCAUCCAUACACCUUUAUUUUUUGUUUUAAAUUAUAGCAUAUGAUAAUAUAUAUGUCAAAAUGUGCGUGUAUCAGAUAUAUAUAAACAUGGUUGAAAAUGUACAUAA
This is a messenger RNA of Cajanus cajan (pigeon pea), 1344 nucleotides long. RefSeq names its product RING-H2 finger protein ATL74. The record is from RefSeq and is a predicted model, not a curated record. Gene Ontology annotation, biological process: protein ubiquitination. NCBI's taxonomy places the organism in Eukaryota, Viridiplantae, Streptophyta, Magnoliopsida, Fabales, Fabaceae. Gene Ontology annotation, molecular function: transferase activity.